AUGCACCUGUUCAUCAUGAAGCCGUUCAUCACGUCCCCUUGCUGCAUCACGUUCCGCACCACGAUCAUUAUUGUCCACGACCAUCACACAGGCGACAUAAAGUCGCAGCACGAGUUCCGCCAUGGAGAUCUUGUCAAAGGUGGAUACGAAUUGGUUGAACCCGACGGUCGUUACAGGAAGGUGGAGUAUAAAGCCGACGAUCACACUGGG
Molecule: messenger RNA, 210 nt
Organism: Iphiclides podalirius (scarce swallowtail)
Lineage: Eukaryota; Metazoa; Arthropoda; Insecta; Lepidoptera; Papilionidae
Source: the annotation of a GenBank genome assembly